Molecule: messenger RNA, 2713 nt
Organism: Manihot esculenta (cassava)
Lineage: Eukaryota; Viridiplantae; Streptophyta; Magnoliopsida; Malpighiales; Euphorbiaceae
Product: protein MICRORCHIDIA 6
Exons: 21
Coding region: 291-2282 (663 amino acids)
Cellular component (GO): nucleus
Molecular function (GO): ATP hydrolysis activity
Source: RefSeq, a predicted model, not a curated record
AGUACCAGCCCUAACAUACUUCCAGCAAACUCACCCCUAACCCCUUCCCUCAGCGACAGCUGUCUCGCGAUCGAAGUGCUAGAGACAGCCAACGGCCACAGCCACCGAUUCCACCGGCGUCGCCAACAGCCACAGCCACAGCCACAGCCACUCACGAUUGGAUGGGGAGGCACAGCCAUUUGUUCAGUUAGACCUAAUUGAAUGAAAUUAAGGUUCUCUUUGGAAGGUUGAAAUUUGAAGGCUUCAAGAUUUCAUGGCCUGCAUGUGAUAAUGGACCUGGAAAGGUGGAUAUGAAAACCGUUAAAUUGGAGUCAGAUUUGGUUGGGAGUGGAUUACAAGGGGAAAAUCAUCAAAAUGCGCAAUUGGCUGAGUUCAGAAACUCCAUUGCACAAUCUGGGAGACAAGAAUUUGAAGAAAAUAGAUGCUCAACUGCAUUGAGUAACGGUCAGAGUGCCUCAAGCGUAUUAGAACAAGGACAAUCUCCAGUAGAUGACACUGGCAUUUCUUCUGCAUCAACCAUAUGUCCAGCUCCAUUAUGUCGUCAAUUUUGGAAAGCUGGGAACUAUGAUGAUGGGCUUGGUUCCAAGGUCACAUUUCAAAAUGGCAAAAAUUAUCUCCAUGUCCAUCCCAUGUUUCUUCAUUCCAAUGCCACUUCACACAAAUGGGCAUUUGGUGCCAUAGCGGAACUGCUUGAUAAUGCUAUUGACGAGAUCCAAAAUGGAGCCAGUUUUGUCAUUGUAGAUAAAACUCUAAAUCCAAGAGAUGGGAGUCCAGCACUGUUGAUUCAAGACAAUGGUGGUGGAAUGGAUCCAGAAGCAAUGCGGCGAUGCAUGAGUUUUGGGUUCUCAGAUAAAAAAAACAAAUCUGCUAUUGGACAAUAUGGUAACGGCUUUAAAACUAGCACUAUGAGACUUGGGGCUGAUGUUAUUGUUUUCAGUCGCCACUUGCAUGAGAGGGCAUUGACACAAAGCAUUGGCCUUCUCUCUUAUACAUUUUUGUCACGAACAGGCCAUGACAGGAUAGUAGUGCCUAUGGUGGAUUAUGAGUUUAACUCUGCAAAAGGGAAAUUAGAAUUUUCUCAACGCCGUGGCAAAGAGCACUUUAUGUCUAAUCUCUCUAUGCUAUUGCAAUGGUCUCCCUAUUCAACAGAAGCUGAGCUUCUAAAGCAAUUUGAUGACAUAGGAUCACGUGGCACAAAAGUUAUCAUCUAUAAUUUAUGGUUAAACGACGAUGGGAUUGUGGAGCUAGACUUUGAUACAGAUCCUGAGGAUAUUCGUAUUGGUGGGGAUAUAAAAAAAGUUGACACAAUCCCUGCUUGGAGGACAGUUAAUGAACAGCACAUUGCUAACCGGUUGCACUACUCUCUUCGAGCGUAUUUGUCCAUCUUAUACUUGCGGACACCUGAAACUUUCCAAAUAAUAUUGCGUGGACGACUUGUUGAGAAUCAUAAUCUUGCUAAUGAUCUUAAAUUCCAAGAAUUCAUCUUGUAUAGACCACAAUCCGGUGGAUGUGUAGAGGGUCAAGUCAUAACUACGAUUGGGUUUCUAAAAGAAGCUCCACAUGUCUGUGUUCAUGGUUUCAAUGUCUACCACAAGAAUCGUCUAAUAUUGCCCUUCUGGCCAGUUGUGAGCUAUGCAGACAGUAGGGGUAGAGGGGUGGUUGGUGUUCUGGAAGCAAAUUUUAUUGAACCAACACACAACAAACAAGACUUUGAGAGAACUUCUCUUUUUCAAAAGCUUGAAGGUCGGUUGAAGGAGAUGACAUGGGAGUACUGGGAUUAUCAUUGUGGACUAAUUGGGUACCACGUCAGAAAAAAGUAUCCGGCCCCAGGGCCUAAACAGGAUUCAUCUCUUAUUAUGGCAAAUGGUAAAACAAAGCCUGUCAAGUUUAGUCAAAGCUCCCCUGCUGUUGGUAGUGCAAGAGCAUGGUCUGCCACAGGGUUACCUACAAAAAGGAAACCCUCUAAUGAUGUAAUGGAACUUGAAAGUGUGAAAAGGCGUGGACAAUCGGGGGCCAAUCCAAUUGUUUCGGGAAUGAGUUCGGAAGCACAGCCUGCCACUACUGCAAAUCAGUCAAGAUAUCAGGAAGCUGCAAACUUAAUUCAGGAGAACAAGAAACUCCAAGCACAAUGCCUGGAAUAUGAGAAGAGGAAUGAAGAACUUAAUACUAAGGUGACGCAGCUGAAGAAGGAGCUGGAAGAAGUUAAACGUGAUUAUGGCCAACUUAUGACUGAAGUAACAUCACUGGAUUUGAUAAAGGAGGAAAAUGAUGUACAUAUGUAGAUUUGAUCUGUAACUUUGCUUCAAUUCUUUUAUUGGUAGAACAGUCUGUUGUAUUUAUCCUGAAGUAGUGGGUCUUCAACCAUCAAUGGGCUUUGGGAUGAUCGAUCUAAGUUUUAGUCCUACUAUGACCUUUUGUGAAAGAGAAGAAAAUCAAAGUGUAGUCAGUGAUUUAGGUUAGAUUUUGAUUCAUAAGUAGUGACUAACCUCUAAUGUCUGCAACUCGUAGGUCAGGAAGUAGAACUGAUUUAGUGUUGUUUUGGGAAUUGUUCCCACCAAUGUACAUUCAAAUAGAAUCCUCUCACCCUCACAAGUAGUCGAUCCCUUCUUCCUGCACAUCAGGUAUUUGUUCUUUGACUUCAAUUUCUCGCUCAUUCUUACUUUGUACGACAGAGUAAUACACAUUAUAGCUAUAAAAGUUAUUUAUAUGCUCA